CGCCAUCAUUAUGCUAGGCUUUAAGUUAAUUGUGUUUGCACUAGUAAUAUCGGGUGGUGUAUUAGGCCGUGACACUCGCAGAGGAAACACAAGCCCCAAGCAAGCUGAAGAUGAAUACAAGUAUAAUCACCCACCGACCCCGGAAGAAGCGAUACCAGUAGCAGUGGUGCAUGAACAUGAAAGCAACCGCGAAGACAAAUCAAUUAAAGGUAAUGUUACACCGGAACACAGUACUGACGAAGUAAGUAAAGAGCCACUUAAACCUGAAUCUGGUGUAAAACAAGAAUCCAGUACUAAUGUGACAAUCAAUAAUGAUGAAUUUGAGAUUAAGAAAACAACUAACUCUGAGGAAAACGAACUUAAAGUAACUACGUUUAGACCUCAGAAAGACCAGGAAAUACCUGUGGAUGUUGUUUAUGAACCAGAACCGACACUGCAAAAACCUACUAGAAAUAGAGCUACGAACAAAAGAAGAAGGACCCAAGCGCCUGCCUUAGAAGAAAAACAUACAGAUGAAGAAGACAACAUUAGUUUUAGUCCGCAGGUGAACGGACAUACUGGCCCUUUAAUUCCAUCUUCAAACAAAAAUGAAGACUUAGGAAAGGGGCGAAACAACCGUCGGCCUAUUCCAGAAAAGCAAAUUGUCGAAGACAAUACACCCUCUAGUAUCCCGGGGAAUACGUUCACACUGUCAAAGCAUCUGUCGGUCAAUACAGAAGAGCCAAAUAAAAUUCACAAACCUACUGAUGAAGAAGCUAAAGUUCCUCUUGGAAAUAAAAUCUCCCCCAAUCCAACAGUGAACGAACAAGAACAUUUAAGUACAAGAAAAAACAUUCAACCUGUUAAAGCCGAUAUAAAGAAAAAUAAUGUUGACAAAAAACCUCCUAUUUUACUAGAAAACGAAAACACUUCCGUUCUUAAAGCCAAUAAAUCAGGACAAUCGAAUACUGACAAUGUGCAACAACUUAAGCGUGACAACUCAACUCGAGUUCGCGAAGUAGUUCCAAUUGUUCAGUCAGAGAAUGUUGUAUUUUCACAUUCUGGCAAUUUCAAAUACAGUUAUGAAGGAGGCGAUGGAACAAAAGCGUUCGAAAUGGGAGAACUCAAAACCUUUGAUGAUGAGACCGCUGGAGAAGCUGUCAGCGGUGGUUUUUCCUAUACGGCUAAAGAUGGUAACGAGUACAGUCUGUCUUACACAGCUGAUGAGAAUGGCUACCGCCCGGUGGGCGCGCACCUGCCUACACCGCCACCCAUCCCGCCCGCCAUAGCACGUGCACUUGCCUACCUAGCUACUAAGACAACUCCUGAACCGGUCACCGAAUCUUUAGCAGAACACGACCAGUAA
Cydia strobilella is the source of this 1345-nucleotide messenger RNA. RefSeq lists its product as uncharacterized. NCBI's taxonomy places the organism in Eukaryota, Metazoa, Arthropoda, Insecta, Lepidoptera, Tortricidae. The transcript is spliced from 3 exons. Bases 11 to 1345 code for a protein of 444 amino acids. The record is from RefSeq and is a predicted model, not a curated record.